CUGGCGGCGGUGGUACCACAUCCUCCCGGCGUCGCCCCGGACUCUGACCGGUGAUAAUCCCGUUAAUAUUAACCGGAUAAAAGGAGCAGCUGUCAGACUCUUCUGUCCGGCGCGGUCGCUUCUUCUUCUACUCCUUUAAAUCUUCCAGAAACUUCGUGUUUUUGGUGAAAUAAGAGAAAAGAUGAACGGGAGUUUGAAGCUAGCGGAAUACGACUUCGAGCGACGUUUCGACGAGAGACGAGCUCUGGAAUGGAUGCAGGAAAACUGGAGCAAGGGCUUCAUGUUCUGUGGCCUGUAUGCUGUGUUCGUGUUCGGCGGUCAGCACUUCAUGAGGGAGAGGCCGAAGCUGAACCUGCGACGCCCGCUGGUGCUGUGGUCACUCAGCCUCGCCAUCUUCAGUAUCAUAGGAGCUCUGAGGACAGGAUUGUACAUGGUUCACGUCAUCUCAAACAGCGGCUUCAGACAGUCUGUGUGUGACUCCAGCUUCUACAGCGCCCCCGUCACCAAAUUCUGGGCCUACGCCUUCGUUCUCAGCAAAGCCCCCGAGCUGGGUGACACAGUGUUCAUCAUCCUGAGGAAGCAGCGCCUCAUCUUCCUGCACUGGUACCACCACAUCACCGUGCUGCUCUACUCCUGGUACUCCUACAAGGACCAGGUGGCGGGCGGCGGCUGGUUCAUGACCAUGAACUACAUCGUCCACUCUCUCAUGUACACGUACUACGCGGCCCGGGCGGCCGGCCUGCGGGUACCCCGGGUCUGCGCCAUGAUCAUCACGGCCACGCAGAUCACGCAGAUGGCGGUGGGUCUGACCGUGCUGGGUCUGGUGUACCGCUGGAUGCACGAGGUCAACUGUCCGUCCAACAUGGACAACAUCACGUGGGGCUCGCUCAUGUACCUCAGCUACCUGGUCCUGUUCGCCUUGUUCUUCUACAACACGUACCUCAGAGGCUCCUCCGGGGGGAAAGGAUCCAAGGCAGAGUAGUAUGUUUGUGCCAACAGCGAGGGGCCGUGAGCGUGUGAGUCACAACUAAUUAACUGGCCCCUCCUCUUUUAUGACAUCAUCACUUGACUUUUUAUGGAAAUCUGAAGCUAAAAUCAGCGACUAAUACCUGGAUUUAGAGCGGCCAGUUUAAUAUGAUGUCAUCAUUACUACAGUAAGAAGGGCGUUAUAUUUGACUAACAAAGUUCUCACUUCUUGCCUUCGUUAUUUUCAACUUCUGACCAGCAACAAAAAAAGCCGUGCAAGGGCAAAAUAUGUCAGAAGUGGUAACCGAUUUUUGUGUACUUGUAAACUUUAAAGCUCUGAAAUAUGUUUUUAAAAAAAGGGAAUUUUACAAAAUGAAGGAAUAGUUCAACAUGUUGGUGAACGCAGGAGCUGCAGUCGAGACGCAUUUAGCAAAGCUGAGCAUGAAGUGGACGCUGUGGGGAAACCCGCACCAGUUUGUUACUAAACAUAAGAAAAAGUGCCUCAGAGGUUAGAGUGAGUUAAAAUAUGCAGGAAAUCAAGUAUCUCCUCUGAAAAUAACUCUGUGAGUCAUGACUGUCUACAAUGGGUGUAACACCCGAGUCCCACUGUCUGUGAUGUUUUCAGAGUUUUCAGAGUCCUAUCUUCAGUUUGUUUACAUCGCCCGGACGGCCGGCUGACUCCUCCCCUCGAGUAUAAAAGUUGUUUAAUUGAGGGACUAGAGAAAAGAAGAAUAACAUACUGUACUCACUGCUUAACUGUGUUUCUAGAUCACGCUCAUUUCAGGUAAAUUUACAUGCAGUGUGAAGAUACGAGCAUAAUAAAGAUCGCUAGCAUUAGCAUGCUAACACAACAAUGCAGCGCGAGUUGUUUUGGUUUCAUGCUGGUGUACAAAAAGGAAUGCGUUCACUUCAGCAGAUUGCUUAAAACAGCCGCUGUAAAAAACUAGCUGUAAACGUUGCAGUGUCAUUUAUUCAAGAAAGUGAUCAGAGUGCACUAGAGGUCUCAUUUUCUGCCACUGAGAGUCUCAGACUGUUAUUUGAAGUGUCUAAAAACAUUACAGAGAGGAUCCUUGCACUGACUCACCUUUGUAACUAUGUAAGAUUCAUUAUUUUUAAACCAGAAACAGGUGUUAUAUCUCUAUUCAAAGCCACCAGACUCCCUUGACAAAAAGAGGAUUUUUUUACUUUGGAUAGUUCUGGAGUUGCUGAUCUACUGCUGCCAAGUUCUUUUACUUUGCUUCUGUGAUUGUGUGAUUUACAAAUAUGGUGUUUAACCGUUUAAAUGAACUUUUUAAAACACCAGAGUUAAAAAAAAAACAACUCACCAGAGGUAGAACAGCAACUCCUGUGUCCUGAAAGUCUGGUGAGAAUAAUCUAGGGAUUGUUUCUUAUUUAAUGAUCUGAUAGAAAUGAAACAGUCGAUCUCUAAGGCCGGGGUUCUUUCAGUAAUGGCUGGCUCGCUCCCCUUGCAUCCAGUCUUCAUGCUAAGCUAACCACGUCUUGACUCCAGAUCUGCAUAAUGGUGCGUUCCCUUUACCUGUGAACUCGGGUCUCGGAGCUGGGGAUUACCUCACAGGUCACACCCGAGUUGACAAGUUGGUAUCAAGUCGGACAAGACACAUGUACGCCUCCAAAAGUACCUUUGUUUUGUUAGCUAAUACCAGGCGAUAACGACACACUACGGGAUAGGACUCAACUGGAACGCGGUUAACUCGGUGUGACAUCAUCCCCAGCUCCAAGAUCUGAGUUCCUAUGUAAAUGGGACGCACCAUUAGACCUACAACUUUUGAGCUGACAUUAGUUUCUCAGCGUGAUUAAAGUCAGCAGAUAAGGGCAUUGGUGUAAAUGUUGAACUAUUCCUUUAAAGUGUUUUUUUAAGCCCCAACACUGUGAGCUGAAGGAGAGAAAAAGGGAACAAAGACUUCAUAAUGCACUGACUUAAGAAGGAUGUUAUAGCACCUUUAGUUUGAGGGCUUACCAUUCAUAACAACAAGCACCCUACGAGCACUACACCCUACAAGCACUACACCCUACACCCUAUACACUUCACCCUAUACACUACACCCUACAAGCACUACACCCUACACCCUAUACACUUCACCCUACACACACUUCACCCUACAAGCACUACACCCUAUACACACUACACCCUAUACACACUACACCCUACAAGCACUACACCCCACAAGCACUACACCCUAUACACUACACCCUACAAGCACUACACCCUACAAGCACUACACCCUACAAGCACUUCACCCUAUACACACUUCACCCUAUACACACUACACUCUACAAGCACUACACCCUAUACACACUUCACCCUAUACACACUACACCCUAUAUACACUUCACCCUAUAUACACUUCACCCUACACACACUAAACCCUAUACACACUACACCCUAUACACACUACACCCUACAAGCACUACACCCCACAAGCACUACACCCUAUACACACUACACCCUACAAGCACUACACCCUACAAGCACUACACCCUAUACACACUUCACCCUAUACACACUACACCCUACAAGCACUACACCCUAUACACACUUCACCCUAUACACACUUCACCCUAUACACACUACACUCUACAAGCACUACACCCUAUACACACUUCACCCUACACACACUAAACCCUACAAGUACUACACACACUUAACCCUACAUGCACUUCACUCUAAUACACCCUACAUGCUCUUCAGCCUGCUACACCCUAAACACACUACACCCUACUACACACACUUCACCCUACACCCAUUGUUUCCACAUGUAGCUCUGAAGCUGGAGGCAAAGUGUUCAGUGACAGUUUUAUCACGACACACUAAAAGAGCAGAUAUUCCUGCUUUCUCUCACACACACACACAAUCUGCCUGAAGAUAACAUCUGAGUGAAGAAAAAACAUGUUCUUCGACUGACAGAUAAACUUCCAGAGGUCGGGUUGUGUAAGAGGUUGAACCUUUUCUUUUCUACUGUAACAAAAAAAAAAAAGGCACGUUUACACACACGAUCUGCCUUCUUCUUCUCACCGGAGAACUGUCACUGGACAAAACAACCUUCUGUUCCUUUAUCCUCUGAAUGUGGUCAGUGUGAUAGUCUCUGUGUGAAGAAAUGUAUGGACUGCACAGUUUGUCAGAUUUGUGUGUCUUUUGAGUUGUUGACUUCCAUUCCCUCCUUGAAGAAGUGAACGUUUUCUGUAGUUCACAAGAAGAAAAAACAUGUUCAAAUAUUCUCUGUCAGUACGACUAAACAUCUCACACUAAUCCUCUUUAAGCCGUUUCUAUCAGGACCCUGGGGACCCCCUAGUUUAAAAAGAUUUCUUUAGAGGCAAUGGUUUUUCUUUUUUUGCAAACCAAUUAAGUGUGAGGGAGAAGAGGGAAUUGUUGUCUACACAGAUUAGUUUUUAAUACCACAAAAAUAUCAGUUUGUGUCCCUUAUUUAUCUACCUUAUACUCUUUAUCCUUUGCUAAACACCCUGUAGUGUUGUAGUACUUGAAAGGUCUCAGACUGGGCGGACUCCAGAUUUUAAAUCAAGACCACCACUGAGAGGCUAUGUUUCCACAUCAUUACUGUGAUUAGAAGGAAAAUGUCUCUUUCUAAAAGAACAAAUAACUUGAAUUUGUAGUUUGAACUUUAACCACCCUUUCCCCCCUGUUAAGGCCAAAACCUUCCCUGUGUUACGGUCUAAGUGAGUGACACGCCCCCUGCACACAAGAUGAGGAUUUUUCAGUGAUAUUUAUGGUCUUGACUGGGUCUUGAUCCCUAAAAGUCCUGGUCUCGUCUCGGUCUCGGAGCACUCUGGUCUCGGGUAUGUCUCAGUCUCGGUCAGUGUGGUCUUGACAACAACACUUCACACCCUGUCCUCUCUCUGUUUUGUUAACACUAACAUUUAAAAACACCCAGCACAAACUGUAGAUCCAUGAGGGUGCAGCAGAUGAUUAGGAAACGACUGAGCAAUAAUUAGAUUUAAUAAGAGUCGUCGGCUCUGCAAACAAACGGAUGAGGAACAUUAACCACUGAGGAGAUGAUUUAUUCUGACCUCAACGACAACACACCAUAAUAACGUGUCCACUGUAAAUAACAAGAAUAUUUAUUUUCUUACAUAAAACCACAUUCUUACACGGACCUGAAAAGUACCAUUUCCGUCCAUAUUUCAUGUUUUUUUUUAAUCCUCACAUCUGCUGACAAACUCAUCUCUACACUUUUUGUUUAGCUCUUAAUGCAAAGAGCUGGAGGAUAAACCAUGGAGCCAUUCAGACUCAAUGUUGGAAAUUAGAUUAGCUCACUGUGUGUGUUUAUUGUGAUGCUUGUGGUUAACUUUCAUUCCGUCCUUUCUGCCUUCAUAUCCUGUUUUUUGGUUUUUUUUACGUCAGCGCACAUAACUGACCUCGUCUGUGUGAGGCAGCAGUUUGUAAAUGACCACUACGAGGGAUGAAGUGAAUCUGCCACCACGUUUAACCACUGUUACUUGAAUUUACCACUUCAAAUCCUUAUGAUUUAUGUGCCAUAUCAACAUUUUCUUUUCUAUCAUGGAUAAAUAUGAGCCCAGCUGUGUUGGUCUGUCUCUUAAAAUGUCAUGCUAACGUCACAAACACUGAUUUCAUCCUGUGGAUUCGACUGCAAAUGGAAUAAAACUGUUUAGAGGGCUUUGUUGUUGAAGUGUGAAAAUAAAAACAUUCUGGUUUUAAAA
Molecule: messenger RNA, 5661 nt
Organism: Labrus mixtus (cuckoo wrasse)
Lineage: Eukaryota; Metazoa; Chordata; Actinopteri; Labriformes; Labridae
Product: elongation of very long chain fatty acids protein 6-like
Exons: 4
Coding region: 182-982 (266 amino acids)
Biological process (GO): fatty acid elongation, polyunsaturated fatty acid; fatty acid elongation, monounsaturated fatty acid; fatty acid elongation, saturated fatty acid
Cellular component (GO): endoplasmic reticulum; endoplasmic reticulum membrane
Molecular function (GO): fatty acid elongase activity
Source: RefSeq, a predicted model, not a curated record